AUGAGACCUGUGAAAAGAGGAAUAACCAAACAACACCUGAUCUACCACUUUUGGAGAACCAUAACCAUUGACCAAAAGAUGAUGAAGACAAGAGAGACCGGGCCCCUGGAAUCUAAGAAGUGUCACUUUACCCUGCUGCUGUUUGUCCUGGGAAUCAGCACAAUGGUCUCUGUUCAUGGGUUGGACUUGCACCAUCCCAGCAAAGGAUGCCCGCCCCCGAGGGGCAUCAAUCUCAACCAAGCUGUUAAAGUAACGCUGAACAUCAGUGGUCAGUCUCAGACUCUGGGCAAAGAUAUCAGCAAGCGCUCCCUGGCUCCUUGGGACUACAGCUACGACAUGGAUCACAACAGGUUUCCUACUAUGAUUGCCGAGGCCAAAUGCCGCUACAACAAUUGUCUGGACUCUGAGGGUAACUUGGACCUGAGCGUCAACUCCGUUCCCAUCAAACAGGAAAUCCUGGUUCUGCGCCGGGAGAUGAAAGGCUGCACCCCAAGUUUCAAGCUGGAGAAGAAGAUGGUCACGGUUGGAUGUACCUGUGUUCGCCCCGAAGUCAAAGAACAACAAUAA
Messenger RNA from Xenopus laevis (African clawed frog), 567 nucleotides. It is a transcript of the gene il17f.2.L, whose product is annotated as interleukin-17F-like. The transcript is spliced from 3 exons. The record is from RefSeq and is a predicted model, not a curated record. NCBI's taxonomy places the organism in Eukaryota, Metazoa, Chordata, Amphibia, Anura, Pipidae. Bases 1 to 567 code for a protein of 188 amino acids.